This is a messenger RNA of Phycomyces blakesleeanus NRRL 1555(-), 555 nucleotides long. RefSeq lists its product as hypothetical. Gene Ontology annotation, biological process: vesicle-mediated transport; intracellular protein transport. NCBI's taxonomy places the organism in Eukaryota, Fungi, Mucoromycota, Mucoromycetes, Mucorales, Phycomycetaceae. Gene Ontology annotation, cellular component: cytoplasm. Gene Ontology annotation, molecular function: GTPase activity; GTP binding. The transcript has 4 exons. The record is from RefSeq and is a predicted model, not a curated record. The coding region runs from base 1 to 555 and encodes 184 amino acids.
AUGGGUGCCAGUAUAUCCAGACUGGUGUCUAAACUAUUUGGUAAAAAAGAAACCAAGAUACUUAUGCUUGGCUUAGAUGGUGUAGGCAAGACAACCAUUCUAUAUCAGCUUAAGCUUAAAAAGACUUUGAGUACAAUCCAAACCGUGGUAUUUAAUGUAGACUUUGUAAACUACAAGAAUAUCAAAUUAAAUAUCUGGGAUGUAGGUGGUCAGGAUAAAAUCCGUGUUCUGUGGAGACACUAUUAUACUGGAACUCAGUGCCUUGUAUUUGUAAUCGAUGCUCAUGAUUAUGAUAGAAUUGACGAGGCUAGCAGAGAACUUCAUCGAGUACUGGCUGAUCAGGAAAUGCAAGAAUGUGUAUUACUCGUUUUGGCCAACAAACAAGAUCUUCCAAAAGCAAUGUCUCCAGCUACUGUAGCCAAGGAGCUUAAUCUUGAAAACAUCACUCAGAAAUACAAUGUUCUCCCUUGCUGUGCAAUUACCGGCAAAGGUCUGCAGGAAGCCCUCUACUGGAUUAGUGAGAAUAUAAAAGCAGCAGCUAGACUAGAUUCAUGA